CGAGGCUCUCCGCAACGGCGGGGGAGCGGCCGUUGCCAGCUCUCGCGAGAGCCGCCGCCGCCGCCGCCGCCGGGCGCCCCGUGACGGCUGAGCCGCGGGUGUCAUAGGGCAGGAUGUCCUCGGCUCGGCGGCAGGCGUUGUCCCAAGAUGAAUUCCGGAAAAGGCUCUAUCAGACUUUUAAGAACAGAGGUGUAUUGGAUACACUUAAGACACAGCUCCGAAACCAGCUAAUCCAUGAACUAAUGCACCCAAUUUUAAGUGGAGAACUUCAGCCACAGACUGUUGCAAGUGAUCAUGGCUCACUUUUGAUCACAGCUUCCAACAGUUUGGUGGCAGAUCAUCUGCAGAGAUGUGGCUAUGAGUAUUCACUUUCUGUUUUCUUUCCAGAAAGUGGAUUAGAGAAGAAGAAGCUGUUGACUAUGCAAGAUCUUCUUCAAUUAAUCAGGAUCAAUCCAAAAUCCAGUCUUUACAAAUCAUUGACUUUGGGAACUCAGAAGGAAAAUAAAAAAGCUUUGCACUCUAAUGUUGGUUUUCUUAUGCAGAUCUUAACGGAACUGAUCGAGCAUCAUCUAAGUAAGGAAAGCCGUGACACAGAAACUCAGACAGGCUUAAUGCCUCCUUACAGGGAAUCUCUUGCUGAGAAGCUUCAGCUGAUUGAUGAACAGUUUGCAGACUCUUAUCCCCAGCAUCAGAAAUACGAAUCUUUGGAUGUAAAACUUCAUGAAUAUAAAAAAGAAAUAGAGAAGCAGCUUCAAGCAGAAAUGUCUCAAAAGCUAGAACAUUUUAAACAAGUUGAAAUAGCAAAGAUUAAAAUAGAAGAGAAAGUGCAAACCCAAAAAGAAAUCUCUGAGCUACGGCGUGAGUUUGAAAGGACACAUCAAGCCAAGUCUGAAGCCCUGAUUUCUCGUGAAAAGAAUGCUAUUGAGAGGCUUCAAAAACAACAAGAGAUUGAAGCAAAGGAAGUAUACGCUCAGAGACAAACUCUACUGAAAGAUAUCGAAGUCAUAAGAACCAGAGAGGCAGAAUUGAAGCAAAGAAUCGAGGCAUUUGAAGUCACUCAGAAACUUCAGGAAGAAAAAAAUAAAACUAUUGAUGAUGCACUUCGACGUCGGGAGGUUGCUGUGAAGAACAUAGAGGAGACUUAUGACCAAAAGCUUAAGAGUGAACUCUUGAAAUAUCAGCUUGAACUGAAAGAAGAAUACAUAGCCAGAACCAGCAAAGUUACUGAAGAUGAGAAAAAGAAUAAAGAGAAGGCUAUUCUUUUGCAUGAAGAAUCCAUUGCUGUUAAUUCAAAAAAGGAGGAAUUGAAGCAAGCUAUCUCACGUAAGAAAGAACUUGAGCUGGAUUUGGAGUCAGUGAAGGCCCAGGUUCUGCUGGUAAAUAAACAGAAUCAGUUGUUGACAGAAAAACUGAAAGAGGUUUCAGACUAUCCCUUGCUAAAGGAGGAGAAACUGGAGCUCCAAGUGCAGAAUAAAAUACUUAAGCAACAGCUGGAGGAGACUCGCAGUGACCACCAGCAUCUCCAAGACAAACUUGCCCGGCCCUCAGCGGAGCUUCUGGCCUGCCAGGCAGAGUUGAGAAGAAUGGAACAUUCUAGAAAGCUGGAACAGGAUGAAUUUGAAAGUCACAAGCAAUUUUUGGAAAAGCAGCUACAAAGUGAGGUUGAGCGUUGUGCCCAGUUAAAGACCCAGCUGUUGGACUCCGAAGCUACUGUGAGAAAGUUAAACGUACAGGUUGAAGAACUGAAACUGCAGUUGAAACAAACACAGGCAGUUCUAGAAAAUGAAGUGUAUCGGAAUCCAAAGCCUUCAUUUGUUGACCGCUCUAUCAUUGACUUCACUGAUGAUAGAACUGUACCUCCGGGUAUUUAUGUGGAUAGUGCAUUCUUGAAGACUCAGAUUAUGAAUGAUGUCAUCAAGGGAAAUGCUGUUGCAAGAGCUGGUUAUCAUCAGCAGCUGCAGACACGGAGUGCUUCUCCAGAUUCUGACCUGGAAUGUAUGGCUCAAACCAGGGCUAGAAUUAAAGAACUAGAAAAAGAGGCAGAGUACCUGGAAGAAGCCUACAGAAACUACCAAAACAGAGUGAUCCAGGAUGCAGCUGCAAGCAGAACAUCAAGAAAGAAGCAGUCCCCUUUACUUCUACAGUGUGCUAUUAGCAGAGUCCCCUUGACUACACAGCACAAACUUCUAGAGGACAGUCCUAGGUCCCAGCAUUCCCCUCUGAGCAGUCCAAGAGGCCCAAAAUACAUUGGAAGAAUUGGGCAGGUUGAUGUCUUAAAAGAUCCUCUCACACCACCACACAAAGGAGUAUCUUGCUCAAGACGCCUUUCUUCCACUCCUGUUUCCAAAAUGGAAAGAGAUCUCAAUAAAAAGAAACUUUCAGAUGAUAUCAGUGUCUCAUAUCUUACCUCUUCCCAGCAAAGUGUUGAUCAGGUGCUUUCUCCUAUUUCAAAACCACGCCACCUUUCAUCUUCUGAAUCUGUUCCUUCCUCACCAUCCAGUCAUGGAGAGAAAAUCAGACUUCAUAAUCAACCAACAGACAAACAAGAUUUCAGUGAUAUCCUCAAACCAGAGAAACUAAUAUAUGAGGACCUUGAAGAACAUGUUUCUUCCCUUGAAUAUCAGGGGGACAUUCCAAAGCAGUGUGAAAGUGAUGUCUUGCAUCCAUCUGAGGACAUUGUCAAUGGAAACCAUGUCACAACCACUAUGCCAGCAACAGCCACUUCACAGCAGGACUUAACAGUGUUGGAUCAAAGACAGACUGAAAAACAGAAGAGCGAAGAUGAGAAAAAGUUGGAAGAAAGAAAGAGAGAAGAAAGAAGACAGGGAGAACAACAGGAAGCUUUGGAAGGAGAGCAAAGAGAACUGGAAAAACUUAACAAAGAGAUGUGUAUCCAAGACUUGAUGAAAGUAGAUGAAGAAAAAGAAGAUGAGGAAAGAAAAACAUCUGAAAACAGUAGUUCUGGUGCUGAAGAUAACAUAAAGGAUUCUUCUCCAAAUCCAUUAGAAAAAUACAUGAAAAUAAUUCAGCAAAGCAGGGGGCAGGAACUGGCCAACAAGGAUUCAAAAAAAGAAGACAUUGAAGAGUUAUCACUUACAGAAGGACUUGUAUCUAGUGAAAAAGAUGACAGUGCUGCAGGCAUUUCUCACGGAGAGGCUGAUGAAAACUUCUGGUGAACAACAGCUACUGAUACUUUCUUACAGUAAAAAAGGUUUUUGUUUGUUUGUUUGUUUGUUUUAAAGCAGCUUUCUGGCUGUAAGUGAAGCUGUGUGAAAUGUUACAGUCUGCGCAAGGAUUGCAGGCCGUAUAAUUAUAAAGCUGAUACUGAGCUGUCUCAUCAUGGCAGUCACUGAAUUCAAAUAGUGAGUCUAGAUGCGUUAUUAAUUCAUAAGGACGCCUGUCUUUUGAUUGUGGUGAGAGGUGGGACAAAGCAGUGUAAAGAAACGGGUAUGUUCAGGUAGAUUGGUUUGACUUAGAGUUUCUUUACUUUGGCAGAUUUUGAAGUGUUGUUUCCCCUCCACCCCCCCACUUUUCCCAUUAUAUGUUACAAAUAGGUCAAAGAAACAGCGUAAGUGUAACAAAAAAUUCAAAUAUCACUUGUUUUUAAAGGUACUCUUUGGAGAACCUUGGCUGGUACAGUUUUAAGAGCAGUGUGUGACAGAACCAAAUUAAAUUGCCCCCUUUACUGCUAUUUUAAGGGAAACAAACACUUUUAAAAGCAGCCUUAUCUCAAGUAUCACUUUUUUGGUAUUAACCAGUCCAGAAUGGAGAGAUUCAAAUAAAAGUGCUAUUUAACUCAUCUUUAUUUAAGCUUUGUAUUUUGUACGUAGAUUAUAGACAAGAUCAUUAAACUUUAUUUACAAUAUAAAAUACAGUAUUUCUAAUCAAUGAAGUAAUUUCGGUUGGCAGCAUCUAGUACAACUCACACUGCAUUUGUGGCUGCUCAUCCUGACCUAAGUACAAGAAUAUGAAGCCAAGUUUGACAGAAUUUAGGGGCAAAAACUCAAGCUCUGUCUUGAAUUUACUGGAUGUUGAAAUGCUGUGUACCAGAAAUGUGACAGAAAUAAACCUUGCUUUUUUAAAUUAAGAUAAAGAGUGAUUUGGUGGCUAGUCCAGUUUUACAUGCUGCUUAAUUUGGUGUUGCAGCAAAGUUGGAAUUUACAAGAUUUCUAAGAGGCUCAUUCUGUUUGAUGUCAAGAAUGGGAUGAAUAGUGCUUGUUGCUUUGUGCUGGCCUGGAGCAACUAUCAAAACUUACUUAACGCUAGAAGAACCUUUAGCUGGCUUACCCAUACUGAAGCAUACACCUACAGGGCAUCCUUUCCCAGUACAUUAUCAAAUGGAUAAUACUGAACAAAAUGUGUUUAACUUCUUAAGAUAGAGAUGUAGAGCAUAGAGAUGCACCAGUAUAGAGUAGCUGUAAGUCUGUUUUCAAAUAAGCAUACACAAGUGUUGUCUGUUAUCUACAAAUAUUUAUUUUAACACUUGGAUGUAACUACAGGAAGCCCUUGGCACUGAUAGAAAAUAUUGAUUCACUGUUAGGUUACAAAAAUUUAUACAUAGCAAAAUUUAAUGCUCUUUACAUAAAAAUAUUAGACUACUUAAACAAAACUUCAAAAACUCCCAGUAAUAGCCACACUGAAUUAGAAAAGAAUUAGGCUUUAAGACACUGCCUCCAUUAUUACCCUUAUGCAAACACUGGGCUAGAACAUCACCUGCAUUGCUGUAGAAAAGUCUCCUUCAUGCAACAGGUAAGAACAUACACUAGGCUAUUUUGUCAUAUUUGCUGUACAUUGAUCAACUUUGCCCCUUUUUUGAAACUGUCAAAUUAGACUUCAGUAUUUACCAACAAAAUCAUAUUUGAAGUUAAUAACCCCCCCAAAUGCCUUUUCAUUUAAUAAUGACUUGAAGAAACUUGUGCUUCCUUUUAUUUAUAUUCAGCAAACAGUCAAAACUAUCAAACCACACGUCAGCUUAACAUGGGUAUGUAUGACUUGAAUAUUUAUUUUUUCAAACGACUGAUGUAUUGUUACUUUUCCCCCAACAUUUAUAGAUAUAUCAUAAAGAACAAACACCAAAUAUACCAUCACUAAUACUCAAGAUAUCACUGAAUGCUUCUGAAAAAAACAUUAAUUAGAAGGCAGACUUCUAUGGGAAAUAACUUUAAAAUGGCACCAUUUUUUUUCUGAACACCACGUUUUCUUAUAGUGCUAGCUAAUUUGUAAAAAGGAAAACACAUAAGCACUGGCUAUAAAUUUGCUAAGCACCAAGAUAGAGAAAGGUGGACAUCCUGUAUUCUGCUUUAUGGCUGUAAUUUUUUUAUUGUUUGUGUAAAACUCUGCAAAAUUACUUCUCUGCUGAUUUGGAGUAGUCAAAUUGGUGUCAUUUUAAUAAGGUAACACUUUUCACUUAAAAUGUAGGAUAAUGGUCUCCUGCUGCUAUAUAAAUGCUAAGACAUUUAUAGAAAAUAAAUAUUAAGGCAAAGCUGACAUUUAUUUUCAAAGAAGGGGAUCAUUAUCCAGAUCCAAGGAUCUACAUUCCGUUAAAUAGUUAAUAAAAAGAUUAAAACUUGGGACAUCUGUUCAACACUCAUGUAAGCACAGUACAGUGACUGCUUCUUCAUAAAAAAGUGUGGCACAAAAGUAGAUUGCAAUUCCUGUGGCCCAUUUAAAGCAUGUUCAAAGACUGCCCUGUUAUAACUUAUCUGUCUAAUGAAAUACUGCAGCUGUGCUGUCAAAUAAGCACAAGCGAUUAAAUUUUAGCUAGCCACAGUUUCAUUUGAUAUACAAAUUGAGAUAAUAAAUCACACAUUGUACAUGUGUCUUUGUACAGGGUCUGUACAAGCAGGUUUGCUUGUUGGUUUGGAGCACCUGCCACAGUCUUGUGCAGGAAUUCAUGCUGUAGUACAUGUCAAAUAUGAAAUACCAAAAGUCUUAAAGAAGAAUAAUUUGGUCACUUGUGAAGUGUUGCCUUUUAAAAUGCCUGGAAUAAAACCUCCAUUCUCUGUAUUAAAGGAUGGAAGAUUACCCACAGGAAGAGUUCCCUAUGAACAUGUUUCCAGGAGCUUGAAUUUGAAGCUUUUACACUUCUGUAUUAUUUUGUUUGGUAGACACACAUCUGUACUGCAGAGCAGCUAUUUGUUGAUUUGUCAGAGCUACAGAAUUCUUCUGCUGAAUUACUGUGGCAAACAUCUAUGUGUAAGAAUUGAGUUGCUCUUUUGAUCGAGACUGGAUGUCCUGAAGCUCCUGCUCUUCUUUUGCUUUGAUAUCUUGGUAGGCCUGCAUUUUGCUUGCAUCCUUUAAGUAGGCCCAGUUAGAGGACAGUAUCAUGAGGAAGUGGAUCUGGAAGAGAAGGGUGAGCAUGAUGGCUAGUGAGCAUGUCAAGAGGCAAAGCAAGCUGCUAGUUAGAUUAAUAGACACUCUUUAAAAUAAUAACAAAAAAGUUAUUCUACGUUAAUAAGCGUUCUGUUAUUAAAACAAGCACAGAGGCUAUUUUCAAUGAUCUGUAGAAUUUUGCGUGCUAAUAUUUAAGUUGGUUAUUUAAAAUUUAGAGAAAGUUAGUACAAGUAAUAAAAUGAGCUGAAGAGUUUUACUGAUCAAUCAAAAUGCAGAACGGGGGGGAAGCAGGAAAGAAGUUUUGUAUGUGGCAAUUUAUAUAAUUAUAAACAAAAAGGUGCUCAGAAGAACUGCUUUCUAAGGUUGUGGUGUUUCUGUAUAUACAGGCACAGAUUCUGGCAAUACUUUUUUUCCCCAACAAGCAGAUGAGAAUUCUACCCCCCCUCCCCCCAAAAAAAACUAAAAUUGUAAACAGUUUUAUUUAUGUGAACAAAGCUACAUUAACAUAUUGAAAAAUUAAACAAAAUGUGAGUCCAAAACUAAGCAAAAGCAUGCAAUCUCUGGGUUAAGAAGUCUUAAUAACGUAUUUUUAUAACUACAUUUUAAGCGCCCAUUGUCUAACUUCUUAAGUUUUAUACCAAGUGUCGAAAUCGGUUGGUAUUUUUUUUUGUUGUGUGGGUUUUUCUCUAGUUUGUGAAGUGAAUACAUCUCUUUCCAACUUCUUUUCAGCAUACUUCAUGCAAAAGAAAUCUACAUCUGAAAACACUGAUUCACUGCUCCUUUUUCAACAGUGUAAAAACGUCACUAUGAUCUAUGCAUGGUUUUGCUUCCCCUGUAAUCAUACUUACAUUUUUGAGAUCUGGCUACUGAGAAAUCAGUUACUAAAGUGCAAGCCAUACAAAAACUGAGGUUAUCUAAAUACAGUUUCUUACUAGUUUGGGGUCCAAAAGAAAGAAUGUGAUUGUUUUACGCAGAACUAGUACAAGGAUAUAUUUUCUUCCAGAGAGAGCAUGAUUUGGCAAUCACUUGAAAAUUAAGUUAAAAAAAAAAAAAAAAAAUCAGUUUUA
This is a messenger RNA of Dromaius novaehollandiae (emu), 7400 nucleotides long. It is a transcript of the gene OFD1, whose product is annotated as OFD1 centriole and centriolar satellite protein. Gene Ontology annotation, cellular component: centrosome; ciliary basal body. The record is from RefSeq and is a predicted model, not a curated record. Gene Ontology annotation, biological process: epithelial cilium movement involved in determination of left/right asymmetry. NCBI's taxonomy places the organism in Eukaryota, Metazoa, Chordata, Aves, Casuariiformes, Dromaiidae. Bases 114 to 3176 code for a protein of 1020 amino acids. The transcript has 24 exons. Gene Ontology annotation, molecular function: protein binding.